Molecule: messenger RNA, 5649 nt
Organism: Cavia porcellus (domestic guinea pig)
Lineage: Eukaryota; Metazoa; Chordata; Mammalia; Rodentia; Caviidae
Gene: Antxr1
Product: ANTXR cell adhesion molecule 1
Exons: 18
Coding region: 374-2068 (564 amino acids)
Cellular component (GO): cell surface; plasma membrane
Molecular function (GO): transmembrane signaling receptor activity
Source: RefSeq, a predicted model, not a curated record
GCACUGCCCAAACCAAGAACAAUUUGAAAACCCACCCCAUAAUACUUAAAAUCCGGGACAAAGAACCGUCCGGACUGAACUGCUUCGGUUGCAAAAUCUCGGCGCAGCCUGGGGAGCCUCCCUGCGGCCCGAGCCGGCGAAGCCCCUUUGCAAACGUGGAGCUCGGCAUCGGGAUUCUUGAAACCUGAAACCUAGAAACAGAACCGAAGCGGAAACCAGAGGGAAAAGCUUGAACUGCUGCAGACAAUUGCUUCCGGGGAGUUCCGAGGGAGCCGGGCUGCGGGGCCCCCUGGAUGGCGCGCGCCUGAGGGUCGCGGCCAGUCGUGCGCGCAGCGUGGGGAGCGGAGGCCGGGCUGUCCCCGGGCUGCGGGUCAUGGCCACCGCGGAGCAGCGCGCCCUCGGCCUCGGCUUCAAGUGGCUGUCUUUGGCAACUCUUGCACUCAUCUGCGCCGGACAAGGGGGACGCAGGGAGGAUGGGGGUCCAGCCUGCUAUGGAGGAUUUGACCUGUACUUCAUUUUGGACAAGUCUGGAAGUGUGCUGCACCACUGGAAUGAGAUCUAUUACUUUGUGGAACAGCUGGCUCAUAAAUUCAUCAGCCCGCAACUAAGAAUGUCCUUCAUUGUCUUCUCUACUAGAGGAACAACUUUAAUGAAACUAACAGAAGACAGGGAACAGAUUCGUCAAGGCCUAGAAGAAUUACAGAAAGUUCUACCAGGAGGAGAUACUUACAUGCAUGAAGGAUUCGUAAGGGCCAGUGAGCAGAUUUAUUAUGAAAACAGUCAAGGAUACCGGACAGCAAGUGUCAUCAUCGCUUUGACUGAUGGGGAACUCCAUGAAGAUCUCUUUUUCUAUUCCGAGAGGGAGGCCAACAGAUCCCGAGAUCUUGGUGCAAUCGUUUACUGUGUGGGUGUGAAAGAUUUCAAUGAAACACAGCUGGCCCGGAUUGCAGACAGUAAGGACCACGUGUUCCCCGUGAAUGACGGAUUCCAGGCCCUGCAGGGCAUCAUCCACUCUAUUUUGAAGAAAUCGUGCAUUGAAAUUCUAGCAGCUGAGCCAUCCACCAUAUGUGCAGGAGAGUCAUUUCAAGUUGUCGUGAGAGGAAAUGGCUUCCGACAUGCCCGAAACGUGGACAGGGUCCUCUGCAGCUUCAAAAUCAAUGACUCAGUCACACUCAAUGAGAAACCUUUUGCUGUGGAAGAUACUUACUUACUGUGUCCAGCACCUGUCUUAAAAGAAGUUGGCAUGAAAGCUGCACUCCAAGUCAGCAUGAACGACGGCCUCUCUUUCAUCUCUAGCUCUGUUAUCAUCACCACCACACACUGUUCAGAUGGCUCCAUUCUGGCAAUCGCCCUGCUGAUCUUGUUCCUCCUCCUGGCCCUGGCACUGCUCUGGUGGUUCUGGCCCCUCUGCUGCACCGUGAUCAUCAAGGAAGUCCCACCACCCCCUGUUGAAGAGAGUGAGGAAGAAGAUGACGAUGGUCUGCCUAAGAAAAAGUGGCCCACAGUCGAUGCCUCUUAUUAUGGUGGGAGAGGUGUUGGAGGCAUUAAAAGGAUGGAGGUUCGUUGGGGAGAAAAGGGCUCUACAGAAGAAGGUGCUAAGCUGGAAAAGGCCAAAAAUGCAAGGGUGAAAAUGCCUGAGCAGGAGUAUGAGUUCCCCGAGCCUCGCAAUCUCAACAACAAUAUGCGCCGGCCUUCUUCCCCCCGGAAGUGGUACUCUCCGAUCAAGGGAAAAUUGGAUGCCUUGUGGGUCCUACUAAGGAAAGGAUAUGAUCGCGUGUCUGUGAUGCGACCACAGCCAGGAGAUACGGGGCGCUGUAUCAACUUCACCAGAGUCAAGAACACCCAGCCGGCCAAGUAUCCGCUCAACAACGCCUACCACACCACCUCGCCACCCCCUGCCCCUAUCUACACGCCCCCACCCCCUGCCCCCCACUGUCCUCCCCCACCCCCCAGCGCCCCCACCCCGCCUUUCCCAUGCCCCCCUUCCAACCUUCCCCCUCCUCCUCAGGCUCCACCCCCCAACAGGGCACCUCCCCCGUCCCGGCCUCCUCCCAGGCCUUCUGUCUAGAGCCCAAAGUUGUGCUCUGGGCCAUCUCAGAAACUGCGGAGGACACUCCUUGUGCUGUAAGAACAAGUCUGUCCAGCUAGAGGGGAUGAGUGAUGAUUAAGCCCACUGACAUUCACAUACUUUAAAAAUUGGUUGGCAACACCAGUAUACUGACACUGUGAUCAGCAGAAAGAAACAGAAAUUCUUUAAUUGCCUGAAAACAAAUGAUGAAACAACUACAGUCACGUUUAUAGCCAGCCGGCCAUCGCCUCUAGAUGGUUCCAGAGAUGAUGAAAUUGCCAAAAUACUCUCGACAGGAUUCUGUCUCACGGAGACAAGUAGGAAAACCUUUUCUCUGAGAGUGAAAUGCAGUCGGGUGAGAAGUGACACUGCUCGGUUUCUAAAUGCUGCCUUCCCUCCACCUCACCUCAUGAACUGACCCUGGACCCUUGACCCCGAAACCAAGGAUUCCUCCCCACUGUGUUCCCCUCAGGAAGGGAGAAACCUUUGCCUACAACUUGGGAAAAGCUUGGAAACCCCAGGGUGUCAAGAAACUCAACUCAGACAGGUAUCCAAAGGACGUUCCUCCAGGAUUUGCAGGUGUAUAUAAGUAUAUGCCUCUUUUUCCUCUCAAAUCCUUCCAGUUUCCAAGUGAGGAAGGGAGCGGGUGUUUACUGAUGGGUAAGGUACGUUGCCAAGUUGAUGUGUAAGUGAAAUCAGUCGUGUGCUUUGACAGGGAAGUGUUUAGGGGAGCAUCAGACAGUUUCUCAAACCCACCGGCCAUCAGCAGCUAGAGGAGGUGGCUUUGGCCAGACACAGUUCCCUAAGUCCACAGAAAGUGGCACUAUCCAAGAGCAAUGCUGUUAAUGAUUCAUGCUAAAAAUCAAGAUUUGGCUUCGAUUUAAGUCACUUGAAACGAAAAAGUGAUUGGUCCUGUUUUCUAGAGACAAAUAUGAAUUGUCCUUCCCCAAACAGUGUUAGUAACACCUAUCACAUGAUAUCACUGAUUUUUUUCUGCCUUUCUUGGUAAAGGUGUAUACCAGAGACAUCCAGGUAGAACUGAGAGACAGUGGUCCUGACAUAAAGAGAAAACUAUAUUCAGGUUUUUCAACAUACUUACAAAUAAUACUGGCUGGUAAACAUGGGGAAAUACACAAAAUGUGUGACAUAAAAAUGCUCUGCCUGAAAUCCCAACCAUGCCUAGGACCCAUCCCAUUCUUCCAAGUCAUUCUGCAUCUAUUUAACUGGAAAUCCCAGGAAUAACUCAUCAAGCCAUUGGGUUUUAUCACUCAAGGAUAUAAACAGAGAUCACUGUCAAAGGCUUCCUAUACCAGCCUAUUCAAAAUGAUCUCCUCCUUCAGUUUUUCACAGGCCCAAAACUGCCUAUCAUAAAUCCUUCAAAUUCUUAAAUCUUCUCUGAAACAAAGCGGAAUAUAAAAUAGAUACAAGUUUGCUGCUUUGAACGCUGAUCACCAAAGGUCCCUCAAGAAUCCGUCAAGCCAGGCUCACUCUCUCAACUGGCUUGGAACAGAGACGUUAGGGUAUGUGGCAUGAAUUCCAUAACACAAAUUCCUAUGCCCAUGCAGACAUUGCUAAUCAACUCUAGCACAAUAUCUCAAUUGCUCAAUGAGAUAUUUAGAUCACAGAUCUAAAAACCAGUCACUCAUCAGUCAGAACUGAGAGAUGAACCCUAGAAAGCUAAAAUAAAUAGGGAUUGUGUGGGGGGAUGGAGAAGUCCACCAGCAUAAAAGGUACAAUCAGGGGAGACUAAAUGUAGGAAAGUGCCCUACUGGUUGACCAGAGGCACAGAAUCUGCAAGACCAACACCAGACUGACACUUCUCCAAGUGCACCUCAGGCCCUCCUCUUCUCACACAGCUGCCACUGCCUAAAAACCUCCCAGCCUUCUCAUGGAGCUAAAAUCAGAGAUGAUUUUCAUGACUUACGAAAGCAGACUCCCUCGCCCUCACCCAACUCUGUUGCAUUGUCUCUUUUUAGAACACUUAGGCUACUUCUUUAGAAUAGUCCCUCCUGAAGCAGGGGCCAGAAUGUCUCAGCCACCUACAGUGACAUUGCUGGGCCCCAGAAAACCAUUCCUUAGGAGAAUGGGUUCCCCGGGUUCACAUCACGGAGACACUGAGCCCACGGCGACUGUUUUGACUGCUGGCAGUACGAAACAGUCCACGCACACCACUGCCACGUGACUAGCGUGGCUACCAGGAAGUUGAAGCCAUGAUGCUGAUAUUGCUGUGCAAAAAGACCGCAGCAUCAGGUGAGAAGGCACAUUCAGGGUCUCAACAGCACAUCGCUCAGAUUCCCUGUGCAGUUUCCAUGAGGUUGUGCGGCAGAAUGUUUUGAGAAAAUAGAGAACUGCAAGUAUAUGAUGAUUCUGAAAAAGAUCCGCAGGGUUUGUCCUUAAAACCAACCCAUCACAUCAUCUAUACUCAUUCAGAAUUAUAGGUAAGAAGGAGAAAUCUCUAUCUACUGUAUGAACAAAGUAAUACAGUGUGUUUUCACAGUGGGCUGUUACAGGCAAGAGAAUUCUUUAACUGGUUUACAAAAAUCCAUCAGUUCUGUGUCAUUCCCUGUAAAAGACAGAAGACAUGAUUGUGAUCAGGAAACUGCACGAAAUUAUUUUUUUCAACCCCUGUGUUAUUGUCCUUAUGGAGUCUCUCUUUUUUAUAUAAAAGCCAAAUUUUUGUUGUAUAUAUUCGUAUUCCGUGUGUUAGAUGGAAGCAUUUCCUAUUCAGUGUGAAUAAAAAGAACAGUUGUAGUAAAUUAUUAUAAAGCCAGUGAUAUCUCAUGGCAGUUAUUCUAUCAAGCUGUGCUUGUUGGUUUUCCCAUAACUGUAUUGCUUUUAUAAUUGUACAAAUAGUUACUGGAAGGACGAGACCCUUGUUUGCACAGCAUUAGUAAGAACCUUGCUAGGAACGUGGUCCCCUCUCCUGACAACCAGCUCACAAUUUCUUGCCUGGAGCUUGGUACACACUUCUUUUACCAAGGUAAACAGAGCUGGUGGAUAAAUAAAUUCAUAGUCUUGACUAUCUGGUCAUAGGUAAUCUCACUAUAAAUUUCAUUAGAAUGAGCAGAUAUAAUCUUGAAUUAUAUAUAAAUUAAAUUAUAAACAUGACAUCAGAUGGGGGAAUCUAUCAAGGAACUAGAAAAAACACAUCAUUAUGAGAAAAUAAGCAACAGUUUCAGCCCAAAGCCAAUUCAAUUUUUUUUAAAAAGUAAUGUUGUGUAAAAUGGGUUGAAUUAGUUUGCAAACUAUAUAAAAACAUAUGCAGUAAAAACCUGGUGUGCACAUCAGGUGAGAAUGAAGUGUUCUGCCUUUUCUAGUUAUCUGAGCUCAGCUAUAUUAUCAUACUUGGAUAACCAAUUUAAAAGAAUUAGAAUAUGAUUUUUAAAUGCACUUAACAUUAAACUCUUCUUCUAACUCUUUUUCUGUUAUAAUUCAGUUAUGAAUCUUCAGCACCUCUGAGUCAUUGCUAUAAAAAAUUCAGUUAUCACUGUGCUGUGCUAUAGGAGACUGGGCUGAACCUGUACAAUGACAAACCCUGGAAGUUGCUUUUUAAAAAAAUAAUAAUAAAUUUCUAAAAUCAA